AUGCCCACGCCCAUCAUGCCAGUCCCUUCAACUUUCAAAGCAGCCACUUUUGCAGCUCCGGGCGCCGGACACACCAUUGCCGAUGUGUCGCUCCCAGCUCUUGAGUCUGGUGAGGUCGCCAUGAGAGUCACUGCCACGGCAAUCAACCCCGUCGACUGGAAAGUUCAUGAGAAUGGGGUAUUCCUGCCCGGGUACCCGGCCAUCCUCGGCUCUGACGCAGCCAGUGAGAUAGCUGCCCUGGGGGCUGAUGUCGAAGGUUUCGAGCAGUAUACCAAGAUGCCGGCUGCCUUGGUCUCCAAGACCCCUUCCAACAUCUCUGAUGAUCAAGCUGCUGGUGUCCACCUGGGUACUGUGGCGGGUGUUGCUUCUUUGUAUGACAAGUCGGGCUUUGGUCUCCCGGCUCCAUGGGAUAAAGGUGGCGACACUGCCGGUAAUGGCAAGGCUAUUGUGAUCAUUGGUGGCAGCUCAUCCGUGGGCCAGUAUGCCAUUCAGCUCGCCAGGCUGUCCGGCUUCUCGCACAUCAUCACCAACUCCAGCCCUGCCCAUGUGGAACACCUCAAGAAGCUUGGAGCGCAUGUUGUGCUGGACCGCGCAACCCAGUCAACACCUGAACAAUUCCACCAAGCACUUGAUGGCCUGCCUCUUCCUCUUGCCAUUGAUGCAAUCGUCCACAAGUCCACGCUAUUAUUAGGGAUCCAAAUACUCCAACUGGCCAAGACACCAGGAGCGACCUUGGUCAGGAGCACAGCGGACAAGGAAGACUUGAUCGCUGUUGUCGAGGGCAAGAGUGGUGCCCUUGACUCUGAGAUCGUGGAGCUGGCACAACGCGGCCAUGCCGUUGAGCUCAAGGGAAUCGUAGGCAUCGGGAGCGCUCCUUCGCUGAGGCAUCUGAGUGAGCCAAUGGCCCGGAUUCUCGGUGGCGAGGAUGGUUGGAUAGCCAAGGGGCUCUUUGAACCCAAUCGGCCAGUCGUCGUGCCGGGUGGGCUCUCCGCGCUAGAUGACGCGCUCGAGAAGAACAAGAAGGGGGUGUCUGGGGAGAAGGUUGUCAUCAGGCCAUUCGAAUGA
Molecule: messenger RNA, 1065 nt
Organism: Diaporthe citri
Lineage: Eukaryota; Fungi; Ascomycota; Sordariomycetes; Diaporthales; Diaporthaceae
Exons: 3
Coding region: 1-1065 (354 amino acids)
Molecular function (GO): oxidoreductase activity, acting on NAD(P)H
Source: RefSeq, a predicted model, not a curated record